Gasterosteus aculeatus aculeatus (three-spined stickleback) is the source of this 2863-nucleotide messenger RNA. The record is from RefSeq and is a predicted model, not a curated record. Lineage: Eukaryota; Metazoa; Chordata; Actinopteri; Perciformes; Gasterosteidae.
CCCUGCAUGAAGGUGAUCACUUCCACCCACAGGGAAACAUCGAGAAGAUGGCUCGUGGUGAACCACUUACAGAUCAGGACCGAUUUCCUUGGCUUCUCAAACUACAUGAAGUCAUUGAGAGGUAAAAGCAAACAACAAACCUUUCACACACACAGACUAUUUAUUUUGCACAUGUACACUGAAAUGAACAUUUCGUACCAAAGAUGCAACGUUUUUUUUUAAUGACAGAAAUGGAGUAGAAGACUGUGUGUUUAGAGAGGGAGAUGAAGCCGAUGGGCAGAGCCCAAUGUAUGCAGGCGGGACAUUUUCAGGAAAAAAAAGAUCAAAACUAUCAGAGAUGGUUUUGAAAAUUGAGACGAGGGAGCGAGGAAAGGGACUUUGGGAGAGUAAAAACAGAUUAAGUGAGCGAGCGUGUAGAGAAGAGGUGGGGAGAGCUGAGAAGUAUGCCAUCUCGUUCCCACAACGUCUGCAGCGACAUCAAAGGCUUCCUUUCCAACUCCUGCACACUCAGUCAGCCUUCAUCUGCUCGUAGCCCUUCGUUUCUCUUUCUUCCUCCCUGCAGCUGUUUGGGACCACGGUUCGCUUUUUUCCCCCCCAUUUGCACACAACAUCGCAGUGUUCAGUUCAGCCGUUAUUACUUGUUCUGCCCUCACUUGCUCUCUGCAUGUCUGUGUUCCCGUCCCAGAGAACGAGGUUCAGGCUGCGAGGCCUUUGUGUCCUGCUCGGCUUUGAAACGCCUGUACAGACAGAUUCUGCUCCAUGGCUCCAAAGCCCUGGAUUCCUCCAACAGUCCAGACGGAGAAGUCCCGCCUCCGUCGCCCCCCCACGUCUUAUUCCUCUUUCUACACGGCGACUACGAUCUUAUUCAGCAGAGGGUGGCUGCCCGCAGGGGACACUACAUGAAAGCAGACCUGCUGCGUUCCCAGUUCGCCGUUCUGGAGCCUCCGUCGGACAAGGAGAACGUGUUGUCUUUGGACCUCAGCAGGAGCAUCAGUGACUUGGCCACGGAGGUCCAGGAGCACAUCGUUAGGCUCAAGUCGUCGAUAUGAACCUCAGAUCAUCUCUAUAUUCAGGUCUUAGAAUGAAACACAGUGUUUUGGCUUCAUCUACUCAUUAGCGCCUCAGUCGAGAAUCUUUUAUGAUCUCACGGUGAAAACAUUUCAAAACACAGCAUGUUCCGUUCGCGGUUUUAUUUAUGGUUAUGCUUCCAAGAGCAUGCUACGGAGAAAAAGACUAACAGAUCAGCAGAUAAUGAUGAGCGGAUAAAUGUAGUGUGGAUAUUUACCCUUUUUGAACAGAAGAGUAAUUUUGAUUUUUAAAAUACCAUGUCUUGAUGGACAAAUGCGUCAGCACAUUUUGUCUUAGAGAAAAACAAGAAACACCUUUUUGUACAGAAAAGGAACAAUUUUACAACAGAUUGUGGGUGAGUGGGGAGCACGGUCGUCCUCCAAUCAGAGGGUUGUCGGUUCAAUCCCAGGCUCUGCUAACCCGAAUGUCGUUGUGUCCUUGGGCAAGACACUUAACCCAACAUUGCUCCUGUAGCUGCGACUACAGUGUGUGGUUGUUAGUUACUGAUGUGCAGGUGUCACUGUGUGUGGUUCUCCUGUCAUCAGUGUAUGAAUGGGUGUGAAUGGUGAAUGAUGUCAUGUAGUGUUAAAGCGCUUUGAGUGGUCAGAAGAAUAGAAAAGCGCUGUACAAGUACAGUCCAUUUACCAUUAGAUCAUGAUUGUGGCUUUUUAGUCACUAUUGGGUUGAUUCAGUAGCGGACUAUAAAAUGUAAGUAAAAUGAUUAUGGUUGUAUUUAUUUCCUCAAGUUUUUUAAUUGCACGUUUAAUAUUUAAUUUGACAUAUUAGUGUAAUCAAUUUUUUUUUUUAAAUACCUGUAAGUUCCAUUUGUUUUAGAGGAUACACUUAACCUGUGGACCCGUGGAAACACACUUGCAAUGUUUUGACAGACAUCUAUAUUGAUUUAACACUUGACAAAUUCUUCUUAACAUGACUCCAGAUGAUCCACCUGUUCUCCCUUUCAGCUUUACAGGUUUCUCUCAUCUGCUCCUGAAUUGAGUUUGAGUUUCUUGGCAUUGACAAAUAGGUUAGUUAAUAGAGUUUAGUUGCCUUCCAUAUGCACCAACUAACCUUAAAGUGCAAUCUUUACAUUGAAUGUGAUCAUAUACAGCGAUUGAAGGUUUAUUUCUAACACUCAACUGCUAAAUGCUAAAGGAGGUGUAGCUCCUCUGCCACUAGCUUGAUACCAAACUAAAGGUCAGAUCAGGUCAAGGCUUCAUGAUUCCUAUUCUGUGAGCCUCUUCAGUAGACUCACACAAAGCCACACGUGAGCACGGCCGCAAUGCCCCAACACACUGAAACACACAAACACCUCCACUCAGCGCCGUGGAGCCGUUUUAGUGGUGUGACUCAUCUGCAAACCUCAAUCCGAAUAUUUUAGGAGCUUCUAAUCCCCCCCAAAAAAACCUUUGGCUACCCUCAUAUCUCACUCAUGCAGGCGAUUGCGCGUGCGCGCACACACACACACGCGCGCACACACUCACAGCAGCACAGACACAGACAUCACUAGGGAUUAAACCCUUCCUCAGUUUGGCAGUGACACACAAUAACACACAGGUUGUCGAAGGGAUCGCACACACACAUAUCUGAUGCUGCAGUCGAAAAACAUCCAGCAAUAAGUGUCGCAUUUGUCAGUUAAUCCAUCUGGUCUCUUGAGGACACAAAAGCAGGGAUGGAAAAAGAAGGUGCAACCCUCUCAGAUUCACACACAUCCUAUUUAGGACCUGAAUAGUUGGCUAGAGAUCACCUGUAAAUAUGACACGGCUUGAAUUUGUUUAAAUACAUAAAUGAAUGACUA